AUGCUGCGAAACCCCCCCUCCCCCCUUCUAUUUCGUUUGCAUCUCGCGAACUUGGCUCCUAUAUGGCCUGAGCCCAUGGCCAGGGCCAGUGGCCUCGACCUCGAUAGAAACAACACGUCGUGUGUCGCCAUUCUGCCUAUUCAUGAUCGAUCGACGGCUUUCGCGUUUCUUGUCUCGCGCCUGGCCGCCCGGUGCCUGCCACGAUCCGCCGGAAAAAGAGAACGGCAAACGCCCUGCACGGGGUGGCUGAAACACUCUUCGUCGGCAUCGCAGACUUUACGUGACGAAAGCCAACUUCUUCGAACAGGACAAAUCCUGCGUUUCGAGAAGUCCACGUCGUCGGCCAAAUCGACAAUGUCAACAAUGCCAAACGUAGAGGCGCCGCUCUGGCAAUGCGGAACGCGAGGUGACUACAACCUCUCUGUUCACACAAACAGGCGACGCCAGCAUCGCCUCAAGUAUCUGCAGUUCCAAUACCUCGUCCACAGCGCAACAAAUACAGCAGACGGCAGCACAUGGCAGCAGACAGUAGCAGAAUAG
Messenger RNA from Sporothrix schenckii 1099-18, 540 nucleotides. RefSeq lists its product as uncharacterized. Bases 1 to 540 code for a protein of 179 amino acids. NCBI's taxonomy places the organism in Eukaryota, Fungi, Ascomycota, Sordariomycetes, Ophiostomatales, Ophiostomataceae. The transcript has a single exon. The record is from RefSeq and is a predicted model, not a curated record.